Molecule: messenger RNA, 1785 nt
Organism: Exophiala viscosa
Lineage: Eukaryota; Fungi; Ascomycota; Eurotiomycetes; Chaetothyriales; Herpotrichiellaceae
Product: cytochrome P450, family 5, subfamily A
Exons: 2
Coding region: 1-1785 (594 amino acids)
Molecular function (GO): heme binding; oxidoreductase activity, acting on paired donors, with incorporation or reduction of molecular oxygen; iron ion binding
Source: RefSeq, a predicted model, not a curated record
AUGUUUCUUCUCGUUUUCCUGUCUUUAAUUCUCGCAUAUUUCCUCUGGGCGCUCGUUCGACUCUUCAACAAUUACCAGGAAGUCAAGAAGAUUGGUCUCCCGAUCAUUAUCCUCCCGGUCGAUCCAGCCAGUCCCCUAUGGAUGUUUACUAAGGAUUAUCUGAGGCCCGUACUGACACAAUUACCCUUUGGUCUUGGUACCUGGGCCGGUCGCGCAGAGGUUGGCUGGACCUACUCUGAAAGAUACUCUGUCCAUGCCAAACAUGGAGAUGCAUUUAUCCUUGUGUCGCCGGGCGAGAACGACAUUACUCUGGCCGAUCCGGCCGCCACCGAAGACGUGAUGCGCCGACGCAACGACUUCAUCAAGAAUCCCGCAAUGUACGGAAUGCUAAAUAUAUAUGGCGAAAAUGUCGACACAGUCAACGGGAAACUAUGGGAUCGUCACCGCAAAAUCACUGUCCCGCCCUUCAACGAGCAAAAUAGUGCUCUGGUCUGGCGCGAGUCGGCCGAACAAGCUGACCAAAUGCUGGAGGUGUGGUCUGGAAAAGCAUCUGUGACAAGCACUCAACCUGACAUCCACGCUGUCGCGCUCAACGUCCUGUGCGGAGCUGGCUUUGGGCUGCACAGCAGUUUUGUGGAUGCCACGGUAGAUCGCGAUGCACAGAGUCGUGACCCAACCAAACGACUUGCUGACCCGAAGCGACAAAGACUAGGGUACCGUGAAAGCCUGCAAAUGUUGCUGGCCAAUAUUCUUCCACUUGUGAUACUCGGUCUUACCAAGCGCUCAAGGUUCCCGGAGUGGCUGUACUUCGGUAGUCUGGCAAAGUUGUCAAUCGCAUACGAUGAAUUUAAGGGAUACAUGGGGGAGAUGCUAGCCCGGGAAAAGAUGGCUUUCGAACAAGGUGAUCUGACGCGACACAACCUCAUGAGCGCACUGGUUCGGGCAUCUAUGUCUGAGCAACCGCCACCAGGAUCGUCGUCCAACGAGCACUCGAUGAAAGGCCCGACUAAGUCCACCUUGACUUCAGGAUUCACGGACGACGAGGUCUAUGGCAAUCUCUUCAUUUUCAAUCUAGCUGGCCACGAUACGACCGCCGCAACACUACACUUUGCAAUCACCCUCCUGGCCGCUGACCCUAGAUGGCAGUCUUGGAUUGCAGAAGAGAUCGACGCAGUCCGCAACGCCGACGGAACGGGGACGUUUUACUACGAAGAGACAUUCCCAAAAUUGACGAGAGUUUUGGCCCUUAUGUACGAAACACUGAGGCUCUAUGGUCCCGUGGUCGUCAUCCCCCGAUACACAGGCGACACGCCGCAGCGUCUUGUGAUCCAGGGCAAAGAACGCAUCGUACCCGCCCGGACGACUGUCUCGCUCAAUGUCGCUGCCUUGAACACACAUCCUAGAUACUGGGGGAAUGAUCCUCUUGUGUUCCGGCCCGAUCGAUGGACCGUGUCCGAUAAUAGCGGUACCAGCUCUAACGACAACAACGACAGUGACGUAUCCUGGUUCCAGCCCGUCCCCGGAUCCUUCAUCCCAUGGAGCCAUGGCCCUCGUGUCUGUCCAGGGCGUAAAUUCUCGCAAGUCGAGUUCACCAGGGUGAUGUUCGGCCUUUUCAGUCACGGCACGCGCGUUGAGGUCGUUAGACAGGGCAGCGAGACUGAGAUUGAGGCCCAGGCCAGGGUCAUGCGCGUUGUCAAUGAGGCGAAGCUGGAGGUCACACUGAAAAUGGUGGGUGCUGAUAGGGCCGCGUUGAAAUGGGUGAAGAAGGACAGUCUUGAGUCUUGA